GCUUGGCCAACUCGUGUGCACACUCCUCGACUCCGAUCGCGGAUAUCCUUCAAACGAUCGAUAGUUUCUCUAUUAUCGCUUAUCGGACGACAGCCCGCCACCCGCCCUUACCUGGAUUCCCGUGAGGAACUCUCAAAAUUUCCAUUACGAUAGCGUACGGGAGGACGGGAAUCUGGCCCGUGCACAUUGACAUUAAACUGGAGCGGCAGACAUGAAGAUAGCAACGACGCUGUUUCUCUUCGUUGUCGUCGGGUGCACGUGGCGAGAGGCAUUGGGAACAUGCGUUUUGGAAUCGGACUUUGGUUUCACGUUAAACUGUGCCUUCAAAAAGUCGGGGCUCUUUCGGGUCCGUAAUCUAGGAGGCGUCAAGGGCUACGUUGGUCUUGGUUUCUCAAUUGGAGACGAGCUGGGCUUUCGAGAUUCUUUAACCAAUCUGGAAGUAAGCAAAAGACGCAGUGUAUCUAAGAAAAAUGGUAUUCCUGGUCUACAUCCUAAUGGGGUGGCGGGUCGUGAUGACGCGAUGACUCAAUCGUCGUCCCAACAACAGGUGCAACAGCGCGGCCGUAUGUCCGUGCCCCCCUUCAAGCCUCUACCCCCGGGUGGUUCAAGACCGAUGGCUCAGCAACCCGAACGACAACGUCUCGUUGUUCAGCAGAACACGACUUCUUUCCCAACUGUCCUGAAACAGAUGCCCGGACCGACGUUCGCCGCCCUUCAAGAGGACGUCGCGAAACACCAGCAGCGCCUGCAGCUCGAGGCGAAGCUCAAGCAGCAGCAGCAGCAACAACAACAACAACAACAACAACAACAACAACAGCGUGCUCAGCAGGAGCUCGUCGCCAUGCAAAUGCUUAAGCAACAGCGCCAGCAGCAGCACGAGGCUAUGAGACAGCAACACCAUCACCACCUCCAGAAGGAGACGGCUAUGAGACAACAACAGCAACAGCAACAGCAGCAGCAGCAGCAACAACAACAACAACAACAACAAAAGAUUCAUUUGCAGAAGGUGCAGUUCCCACAGCAGGCUCUCCAGCCUGCCAAUCAAAUCAAACGGAUACAGCAAGUGAUGGCUCCGGGAGUCGUCGCGAUGCCCAUUCGACUUCCAAAUUUCGUCGCCGCCGUCCCGCCAGCCGUAAGUGUCAUCAGUGCCGACAAAAUCGCCCAGCCCAUUAGCAAACCUAUGGCCACCCUCGCGAUUACUGGUGUUGGAUUGCCCCCGUUCGUUAGUAUGCCAGCUUCCACAGCACAGCUGACCGACAGGAUCAGCCACAGUCCGGCACCGAUCGAGAACUCUGCCAAUGAAGUAUAUAAAGAUGAAAAUAAUCAGUUGCCGCUGCCGAGCGACGACAUGGCGUCGUCGGUAAAUCAGAUGACGCUCAUGUCGCUGCAGCCGAUGAACGUCGCCGAAAGCAGCCGAGUCCAGUCGCAGACGAAACAAGAGUCGGUGGAAUCGUUGCCCUCGUUGGCCCCGAUCCAGGCCAUGGAGACGUCGCUCAAGACCCUCGCCGAGGCGAGCAACAUCACGCUCGAGGCCCUCGAGGCUGCCAUUCUUCUCAGGCAGCAGCAGCUCCUACGGAAACAGCAGGGCGUCGUCACGACUACCAGCACCAGCACUCCGCGGCCCACCCAAUCGACUAAGAACAAAAGCAAUAAUUCUGGGGCUACGAAAGUGAUGAAUGCACCCCGCGAAUAUUAUCCAGUGAAUUAUGAUAAGAAUUUUGAUGAUAAUUUCGCCAGUCGAGUCGAUCUUCCCGACACUACAUUUUACUGUGGCGAUCAAAAACAUUUUCCAGGACUUUACGCCGAUGAAGACCUCGGAUGCAUGGUAUUUCAUGUAUGUGCGCUGACGGAUGACGGAUUAAUAAUGAAAAGUUUUCUAUGCCCCGAAUCGACUCUCUUCGAUCAAACCAUCCUGAAGUGUAAUUGGUGGUUUUACGUCGAUUGCAAAACGUCAAAAAGCCUCUACGACAGCAAUAUUCCAAUUAGCAAAAGUUAUCAGCUUAUGAAAGCUCUUGCCUUCUUCUCGGCAUACAAAAGCCAUGACAAUUCGACACAAAAUGCGACCAACAAUAAUGAGUCUUGAGUGACAUUGUGUGACGUUUGUGCUGAUUUUAUCGUGGAAUGAAAGCCGAAGGACUAUAAGCUGAAUGGAAAAAUGCAGUGACUUUUGGCAGCUUAUGCUUCUGCGUCUAGAGAACAAAUGCUUAAAACGAUACACAAAAGUAUACAAUAAUAGUUAAAUUACGAUAAUACAUAUGUUGUUGUUAU
Ceratosolen solmsi marchali is the source of this 2268-nucleotide messenger RNA. RefSeq names its product mind the gap (gene mtg). NCBI's taxonomy places the organism in Eukaryota, Metazoa, Arthropoda, Insecta, Hymenoptera, Agaonidae. The record is from RefSeq and is a predicted model, not a curated record. Gene Ontology annotation, cellular component: extracellular region. The coding region runs from base 212 to 2083 and encodes 623 amino acids. The transcript has 8 exons. Gene Ontology annotation, molecular function: chitin binding.